AGCCGGUCUGUGCUCAGGUGGAAUGUCAAAGUGUGUGUAUGUUUAUUUGUCUCUGUGUGUGUUGAUAUAUCAGUCGCGCUUUGGAGAAUUGGAGAAACAUGCUGAGUCUGAUCAAACUACAGCGAGUCUUCAAUGUCCACCAGGUUCCCAAAGCGUUUCAUGAGGACGGGAUCAUCUCUGGGUAUCGACACCCUCGCAGUUCAGCCACAGAGUGUGUGUGGAGUCUCUUUCAACUCACCAAUGAAACCCUCAACGUUUGGACGCACUUUCUACCAACCUGGUAUUUUCUCUGGAAGUUGAUGACAGUGUUGUUGAUGGAGGAUGUGUGGUAUGAAGCGUACACAUGGCCCUUGCUGGUCUUCUUGUUUUCGUGUUGUGUUUAUCCACUGGCCUCCAGCUGUGCUCACACUUUCAGCAGCAUGUCCACUAGUGCUCGGCAUAUCUGCUACUUCUUUGAUUAUGGAGCGCUCAGCUUUUACAGCCUUGGUUCAGCCAUCAGCUACUCUGCAUAUGUUUUUCCUGAUGCAUGGCUGAGCAGCAGCUUUCAUGCAUAUUACAUUCCUGUGGCUGUAUUCAACACUAUCCUGUCCACUAGCCUGGCAUGCUACUCCAGGCUUGGCUUACCAUUCCUUCACUAUAGUCAUGACAUCGUUGAAAGAUUCUCUGAGAGACAGUGCCCGAGGAUGAGUAAGGUGUUGCGAAUUCUUGCCUUUGCCUACCCGUACCUGUUUGACAACAUUCCCCUCUUCUACAGGUUGUUUGUGUGUGUGGGCGAAGGUUGUACGGAUAACGAAGCAAACUCUGUUCAUGUUCAACAUACACUGCUUGCAUUCCUCACCAGCUUCUUAUUUGCAACCCACUUACCUGAGAGACUGGCACCCGGACGCUUUGACUACAUUGGUCAUAGCCAUCAGCUGUUCCACGUUUGUGCAAUAAUUGGCACACACUUCCAGAUGAAGGCCAUAGAAAUGGACAUGGGUCUGAGACGGUCUCAGCUGCUGGCCAGUGCUCCUGCCAUCAGCUUUAACAACACAAUAGGAGCAGCACUGCUUUGUGUCUCUGUCAGUCUGGGGAUCAUAUGUGUCUACAGUCUACCUCUGCUGUAUGGUUCAAACCCCAAAAACACAGCCCACAAAGAGUGAAGGAAAAACAUUCAAGAACUAACAACCUCUGGAACAAGGGUUUCUCUCACAGAUUGACUGCAGUCUUGCACAAGUUACCAAAGUUAUUAUGGAAAUUAAUCUAGGACACUCUUACUAGAUAUUGCGUUAUAUCUAAAAAAAAAAAAUAAAAUCCCUAAGACGGGUUUGUACGUUUACUGAAUCUAUGCAACCUGAGAUUGCAAAGAGUAAUGAAUGCAAUAUUGCAUGAAUUCUACCUCUUAGGAAAGAAAAGGCACUGAAUCUUAGAACAAUGCAAUUAUUCAGGACGUCAAUGUUUUAUCAUGAACAGAAAUGCUUGUGGAAUUAACCGUUACAGAAUCAAACUUCAACAGGCAAAUGUAGAAAGAGAAUAUAAACAACUUGAUUUGUCAAUUAUCAAAAACAUACUGUAUUGAGCUUGAGCUGAAUACAUUGUAAAAACUGAUUUACUUUACUUGAAACAAAAUGAGUGAACCCAUUGCCUUAUAAAGCGACAAGUUGAAUUUACUUAAAGUGAGUAAACCCACUGUAACUUGAAACAGUUGCAUUGACUUAAUUUAGUGACUUAAUUUACUUAAUAAUUUUAAGGCAAUUGCUUUACUCACUUUUCUUAAGGAAAGUCAACUAAUGUCUUUUUACGGUGUCAUUUAUUUAAGUAAAUGAAUUUAUAUAUGAAGGAGAGGAUCAGAUGUGGUGAAUCAAAUUUUCCUAUACACUACCGGUCAAAAGUUGGGGUCAGAUUUUUUUUAAGAAAAUUAUUUUGUUCAUGAAGGCUUAUUUAUUACAUUUUUAAAUAACUGCUUUCUUAUUGUGUGUAGUUUGAAAUGAAAUUAUUACUCCAGUCAUCAUUGUUUUUAUUACUAUUACCAUUAAUAACAACAACAACAACAACAACAAUAAUAAUAAUAAUAAUAAUAAUUAUAAUAAUAAUAAUAAUAAUAAUAAUAAUAAUAAUAAUAAUAAUAAUAAUUAUAAUUAUAAUAAUUAUAAUUAAUAUUAGAGUGAAUUUCUGAAGAAUCAUGUAACUCUGAAGACUGGAGUAAUAAAAAUUCAUAAUUAAAAUCACUGGAAUAAAUUAUUAAAUUAAAUGAUAAACUACUUUUGAACAGUUGUUUUAUAGUGCUGUAAUAUUUCACGAUUUCUACUCUAUUUGUGAUUAAAUAAAUGCAGUCUUGGUGAGCAAGAGAAGCUUAUUUUAAAACAUUCAAAAAUCCAACUGACCCCAGACUUUUGAUCGGUAUGUGUGUUUGAGAAAACCUUCAGAGAAAACUAGUUUCACUAACAAUUAAAAAUUCAGGACUUAACACUGUUGUUUAUGCAACAUUUGAUGUUGAAGAUUAACAUCUACGUAUAUUUUUAAGUUGCUUUUAAUGACAUUUUAGGGUGCAAAUUAUUUAAGAUAAUAAUUCUUCUAUGAAUCUAUGAAGUAACAGAAAAAACACUGAAACUCAUUACUGUACAUGAACAACCAAGGCAGAACAUAAUUUCAAACUGCUAAAAAUGUCUUAAAAAUGUCUAUAAAAUUGACUUUGUUCAAGAUUUUAACAUCAUAAUGUGCCAAAGCAUAGAUUACACUAUUUUUAUUGUAAUAAUUUUAUGGUUAUUAAAACAGCAAUAUUGUUUGGUUAUGUACAGUCAAACACACCUUUAUACUUACUGACCUUAAACAAAGGAACAAGCACUAGUUAGAAAAUGUAUAAUCUAUGUGUGGGUCUGUCAAAACAUCCACUCUGGAAGCCUUGAUUUAUCUUGCUUCUUUCUUUUCUGUAUAACUGCACAAUAUUCUUUACUGUAACUCUGGGAGGUACUGUAUAUUUUCAUGACACCUGGUCACACCUCAGUCAUGCAACCAAACUGAAACUAUUUAUUGUUUCUUGUAUUCUUUAUAAUUAAAUAUUUAUUUCUAAACAA
Molecule: messenger RNA, 3053 nt
Organism: Danio aesculapii
Lineage: Eukaryota; Metazoa; Chordata; Actinopteri; Cypriniformes; Danionidae
Gene: paqr5b
Product: progestin and adipoQ receptor family member Vb
Exons: 8
Coding region: 99-1142 (347 amino acids)
Cellular component (GO): membrane
Molecular function (GO): signaling receptor activity
Source: RefSeq, a predicted model, not a curated record